AUGGACGAGUCGUCGCUUUUGGAUUUACUGGAAUGCUCCGUUUGUCUGGAACGGCUUGACACCACCGCCAAAGUACUGCCUUGCCAGCAUACCUUCUGCCGCCGUUGCCUCGAAAACAUCGUCAGCUCCCGCAACGAGUUACGCUGCCCGGAGUGUCGUAUCUUGGUGGACUGCGGCGUAGAUGAUUUGCCAGCUAACAUUCUCUUGGUUAGGUUACUGGACGGGAUUAAACAGCGGCCAAGGAACGGUGGAAGACCAUCAUUGACCGGGAUAUCGCUUGGUUGUGCGGCAGGGAUUUCAGCGUCACCUCCAGGAACGGCAGUCCGAGACUUGCCCAUUGCUACUCGCAGCUCCCCAGUCAAGAAUGUUCCGCAGCUACCGUGUGGUAAAGCCCUGUACAGCUACGAGGGUAAGGAACCCGGCGACCUUAAAUUCAACAAGGGUGACAUCAUCAUCCUGCGUCGGAAGGUGGACGAGAACUGGUACCACGGGGAGCUGAACGGGAGUCAUGGUUUUCUGCCGGCCAGUUACAUCCAGUGUAUCAAACCUCUAUCCCAGACCCCGCCCCAGGGCAAAGCCCUCUACGACUUCGAGGUCAAAGACAAGGACCAGGACAAAGACUGUCUGACUUUCACUAAGGACGAGAUUCUCACGGUGAUCAGACGGGUGGAUGACAACUGGGCCGAAGGCAUGCUCGGAGACAAAAUCGGGAUUUUCCCCAUUUUAUAUGUCGAGCUGAAUGAGACGGCCAAACAGCUAAUGGAACUUGAUAAACCCGCGGCAGCUGUUCCAGGCCCCAGUACGGAACCGGGCUCUCCAGCAGGUCCCUGUUCGGGGUCCGGUCCGGUACUGACCUGUAACGGCAACGGUAACGGGGGAGGUCCGGGCGGCGGGAUCCACCGGCGCGCCGACGGCAAACGGAACGCCAAGAAGCGUCACUCGUUCACGGCCCUGAGCAUGACCCAGCGUACGGCGCAGGCGCUAAACAACCGUCACUCGAUGGAGAUCAGCGCCCCCGUUCUCAUCAGCUCAUCUGACCCCCGCGCCGCCGCACGCAUCCCCGACUGCCCCCACCUCUCCUCCAGCGCCCCCUCACAGCAGGACUCGUCGUUUGUUGGGAUGGCCAACGCCGGAGUAGGGGCUCCACCCAGAGUGACAUCGACGACCGGAGAGCUAUUGGCCGCCGCCAAAGUCCAGCUGCCCCUCAACAUAUACCUGGCUCUGUACGCCUACAAGCCCCAGAAGGCGGACGAGCUGGAGCUACGGAAGGGAGAGAUGUACCGCGUGAUGGAGAAGUGUCAGGACGGCUGGUUUAAAGGAACGUCCCUGCGCAGCGGUGCUUCCGGAGUUUUCCCCGGGAACUACGUCACCCCCGUAUCCAGGGCUCCGUUUGCAGUGGGUCAAUCCCGUGCCUGUCUCCCCGGGGGCGCGCAGGCAGCCAAAGCCAUCCCAGGUUCCCCUGGUUCUGCCGGCCCCUCCAGCCCGGUCCUGCUGGGCUCCGCGUCCCGGUCCACCCCUCCCCUGGCCAGCCCGGCCUCGUCCUCUCCGCAGCUGCAGCCCGCAGCCGUGCACCUGAAGAACUGCCUGCGCAUGUCCGGUCAGCAGAGCGUGGGACAGGCCCGUACGGCCAUGCAGCUGGUCCACAGCCCUCCGGCGGGCAGUCCUGAGCGUCCAACGGCAGCCGUGUCCCCCCUGCGGGCGCAGCAGCAGCAGGGUUCUCCGUCUCGUUCCCCGGGUCCGUCGGGCAGGCCACUGUCCAUGGUCUCUCCCCAGCACUCUCACCAGACCAGCCCCCUGUCCCCGGCCGCCGCCCGCCCCCUCAUCCCCCUCACCUCCGCCGCCGCGGCCAUAACUCCGCCCAACGUCAGCGCCGCCCACUUAAACGGAGAGUCCUCUGGCCUAGGGGCUGUGUCGGGCCUGGCCGGCCCCUUGCAGCCCUCCUCCCCUUCGCACGGCCACGCCCAUGGCCACGCCCAGGGGGCGGUGGCCAGCCUCCCCAAAGCAGAGGAGAGGAAGGCAGAGAAGAAAGAGAAAAAGGGCGGCGGUCUUCUGAAGCUUCUCUCUGGGGCGGCGGCGAAGAAGAAGUCUCGUUCUCCUCCCUCCGUCUCUCCCACGCACGAGCCGCGGUCCCCGGCCGGACCCGAAACCUCCGUGCAGGGCGCCAUGGCCUCGGAGCUGCACUCAGCGACCAGUCACGGCCGCGCCGGCUCCUGCCCCAUCGAGAGCGAGAUGCAGGGGGCCAUGGGGAUGGAGCCACUCCACAGGAAGUCAGGAUCGUUGGAUCUAAAUUUCUCUGUGUGUCCACCCACCAGACAGGCAUGCUCCGGCCUGCUGGCCAUCCGUCCCGAGCCCAAACCCCUGUCCCGCGAGAGGUACCGUGUGGUGGUUCCGUACCCUCCCCAGAGCGAGGCGGAGAUAGAGCUUAAGGAGGGUGACAUUGUGUUUGUUCAUAAGAAGAGAGAAGACGGCUGGUAUAAAGGCACCCUCCAGAGGACAGGCCGCACUGGUCUCUUCCCCGGCAGCUUUGUGGAGAGCUUCUGA
Chanos chanos (milkfish) is the source of this 2541-nucleotide messenger RNA. RefSeq names its product E3 ubiquitin-protein ligase SH3RF3-like. Bases 1 to 2541 code for a protein of 846 amino acids. The record is from RefSeq and is a predicted model, not a curated record. NCBI's taxonomy places the organism in Eukaryota, Metazoa, Chordata, Actinopteri, Gonorynchiformes, Chanidae. The transcript has 10 exons. Gene Ontology annotation, molecular function: metal ion binding; protein binding.